UCACCGUUCCUCCUCUCCUCCCCCCACCCCUGACGAGACCUCCAAAACGUACCCCCUGUGCUCUCCUGAUCUCCCAUCACUCUCGUCCGAGUGCACCAACGCUCUACCUGCCGCCCGCCCCCUUGCUGGUGGACCUCCCGUUGAGACCCACAGCUCGGAAGCUGCACCUUUUGUUGACCGCCUGACAGUCUUCCUUGGACUCGGCUCAAGAUGCCAGAGCCCCCAAAGAAAGAUGAGACGGCAACCGCACAGCCGCAAGAAAGUGUUGCACCAGAAAGUAACGGUGCCCCGCUCCUCCCUGCGAUUUCCCUGGAGGUCUCUCCACCCCCAGAUGACGCCGGCGUCACAGCCACUAGUCCGCCCCCAUCAAUCCCUGCAGAGGAAGCCAAUUCACUCAAGAAACUCUCAAUUGAGCUGCCUAAUGAUAGCGUCCCUGUUACCUCCAUGGGGAGAAAAGAUUCAGUGUGGUCUUUGGGUGAAUCCCAACCCCCGGAGGAAUUGGAAAAGCCCAUCGAGACGCCACCGCUGUCCACCCUGCUAAUUGAAAAACCCGUGAGCGGCAUGGUGUCAGUCGGUGGGGACAUCACCUUUGUCGCCAAAGUAGAAGCAAAAGACCUUCUGCGCAAACCCACCGUCAAGUGGUUCAAGGGAAAAUGGAUGGACUUGGCCAGUAAGACAGGGAAGCACCUGCAGCUCAAAGAGACCUUCGAUCGCAACACCAAGAUCCACACAUUUGAGAUGCAGAUCAUCAAGGCCAAGGAGAACUACGCGGGCAAUUACAGGUGUGAGGUCAGCUACAAGGACAAGUUCGACAGCUGCUCCUUCGACCUGGAAGUGAAAGAAACCGGGGGAUCACAAAGUAUCGACAUUCGAUCGGCUUUCAAAAGGAGCACUGAAGGCCAAGACGAUGCAGGGGAGCUUGACUUUAGUGCUCUCCUUAAGCAUAGACAUCAAAGGGAGUAUAAACCACAGGACGACACUCCCGAGGUGGACGUGUGGGAGAUCCUGAAGAACGCCCGUCCGGAUGAGUACGAGAAGAUCGCCUUCAUGUAUGGUAUCACGGAUCUGAGAGGCCUGUUGCGCAGAAUGAAGAAGAUUCCCAAAGAGGAGAAAAAGAGCGAAGCCUUUGCCAAGAAACUGGAGCCUGCGUAUCAGGUGGAUAAAGGAGGCAAGAUCCGCCUGGUUGUUGAUCUGACUGAUCCCACGGUCGACCUGAAGUGGUACAAAAAUGGACAAGAGAUCCGUCCCAGUCCCAAUCAAAGGAAGUACAUAUUUGAGCACAAGGGCACACAAAGGAUCUUGGUCAUCAACAACUGUGGUAUGAAUGACGACGCAGCGUAUUCUGUGGCAGCAGGAGACGAGAAGUGUUCCACAGAGCUUUUUGUCAAAGAAUUGCCAGUAAAGAUCGUGAAAGGUCUUGAGCCCGUGGCAACCACAGUGAAUGAGCGGAUCGAGCUGGAAUGUGAGGUGACAGAGGAAGGCGCCCCUGUUAAAUGGAUGAAAAACGGUGUAGAGGUUCCAACAGGGGUUCGAUCCAGAUAUCGAGUCAAGUGCGAGGGAACCAAACACUUCCUGGUAAUCGACGACGCGUCCCUCGAAGAUACUGGGACUUACUCCAUCAUGGCCUCUGGAGGCUCAUCAGAGGCUCGCGUGAAGGUUGACUUGAAACCACUGAAGAUCCAUCAAGACCUGGAGGAUACAAAAGUAAUGCUGGGCAAGCCUCUGAAGCUGCGCUGUGAGAUCUCCCCAGGAAACGUCGCAGGCCGAUGGUACAGGAACGGACAGUUGAUCCAGGAAAAUGACCGCAUCACCAUCACACACAAGCAUAAAGUUCACGAACUUUCUAUUGAAUCGACCUCCCUUCACGAUUCUGGAGAUUACACUUUUGUACCUGAUGGGUACUCACAGAGUCUAUCUGCCAAGGUUCAUGUCAUAGACCCUCCAAAGGUGCACCUGGAAGGUUUGAACUUCGUCGACAACACUGUGACGGUUGUGGCUGGAAACAAAUUGCGCUUGGAGAUCCCCAUCAGUGGAGAACCAGCCCCCAAGGUGGUGUGGAUGAAAGGAGAAAGGGUUAUUCUGGAGUCGGGCAAUCGUGUCCGAGCUGAAACGUAUGUUGACCAGACGAGCCUGACGAUUGACAUCACGGAGCGCGAAGACACGGGCAACUACAAAUUAGUCCUUCAAAAUGAGGCUGGAGAGGCCUCAGCUCACAUCAAGUUGAAGGUUGUAGACAUCCCUGAUACUCCAGAAGCUCCUUUGGUCCCUGUGAUUGGAGGUGAUUGGUGCACUAUGACGUGGGAGGCACCCAAAUACGAUGGGGGUUCACCAAUUUUAGGCUACUACAUUGAGAGAAAAAAGAAGCAGAGCUCGAGAUGGAUGAGAAUAAACUUUGACCUGAUCAAAGAGACAACAUAUGAGCCCAAGAAGAUGAUUGAAGGUGUGCCAUACGAAGUGCGGCUAUUUGCAGUCAAUGCCAUCGGGGUGUCCAAGCCCAGUGAACCAUCCAAACCUUUUACCCCACUCGCUGUGACCAGUGAGCCCACCAUGCUGGUGGUGGAUGACGUGACUGACACGUCAGUGACCAUCAAGUGGCGUCCUCCAGAAACCAUUGGAGCUGCUGGUCUCGACGGGUAUUUAGUGGAGUACUGCCUUGAAGGAUCUGAUGAAUGGGUACCAGCCAACACCGAACUGAUAGACAAGACUAGAUACACGAUCACAGGCAUGAAACCUGAUACUAAAGUCUUCAUUCGAGUCAAGGCCAUCAAUGCUGCGGGAGCCAGCGCUCCGCGGACCACUCAGCAUGCAAUUCUUGUCAAGGAGGUUAUUGAACCACCCAAGAUCCGUGUCCCACGACAUCUGAAGCAGACUUACACCCGAAGAGUCGGGGAAACAGUCAACCUUGUGGUGCCAUUCAUGGGCAAACCGAGGCCAAAAGUCUCUUGGCUCAAGGAUGGUCAACCCAUAGAUCCUGCCCACGUCAGCAUUCGGAACACGGACUGUGACAGCAUCAUCUUCAUCCGCAAAGCAGAACGCAGUCACUCCGGGAAGUAUCAAAUGAAGGUGCAGGUGGAAAACCACGUGGACUCAGCUGAGAUCGACAUCCAGAUCAUAGAUCUACCUGGGCCGCCCCAGAUUGUGACUAUCGAAGAUGUCUGGGGAGAAAACGUAUCGCUGUCCUGGACCGCCCCCAGAGAUAAUGGCAAUGCUGCAAUAACUGGCUACACCAUUCAAAAGGCAGACAAGAAGACAAUGGAAUGGUACACAUGCAUUGAGCACUAUCAUCGCACCUCCAUCGCCAUCACCGAGCUCGUGGUUGGCAACGAGUACUACUUCAGGGUCUAUUCUGAGAACAUGUGUGGACUUAGCGAGUCGGCCACCCAAACCAGGAAAAGCGCCCUCAUCGUCAAAGAAGACAUGAAGAUGAAAAUCUUCGAGUUCAAUGACCACGACUUCAACGAGGCGCCCAAGUUCACGCAGCCGCUCAUCAACACGUUUGGCAUUGCUGGCUACAACACCACUCUCAACUGUAGCGUCCGUGCCCACCCCAAGCCCAAAGUGACCUGGAUGAAGAACAAGAUCAUCAUUGGCGAUGACCCUCGCUACCGCAUGUUUAGCAACCAGGGUGUGUGCACGCUGGAGAUUAGAAAACCCAGCCCUUACGAUGGGGGAAUGUACACCUGCAGGGCCAUCAACGACUUGGGGGAAGCCCAGGUGGAAUGUAAACUGGAGGUCAAAGGAGGGUUCACCUUCUACGAACUCAUGCAACGCGGCGUGCCCCUCCACCUGAUUGACAAGUACAUGACGGAGACAAAGGUUGUCGAACAAGACGAGUAACGACUUGUUGAGCUUUAGCUGCAAAACGUGCUGCCACGAGUGACGCCCCUCAUCUCUCAACUACAUCCAACCACUACGGGAGGCCAGCAGCCGGGAGGCGGAUGCGGGGAUGUAAGGGUGAUCGGGAGAUGGGGUGGGGGGGUCUACUAGUCUUUGUAUGGCAUGCUGUGUCACCCUGUAUUUUAUUUGUACGUCUCAGUCAGCUCAGAUGCAUGUCAGCAGUCCCUUUUCUUUUUGCUUAUGUGUGAAAACAACAUUAAGAAUAGCACACUACAUGUUCUUUUGUUUGCUGGGGUUGAAGGUACUCUGGAAGGGCAGGGGCAUGUAUAAACAAAUGUUUGUUUUGUCUUUGUAUGGUGUCUCUGAAGAAAACUGUUGGAUAAAUGAAUGUCGAUGACUCAUCUUAAUGAGAGGGCAAAGUGGGUGAAAAAAUAUGUGGUUUAUUCUGCAUGUAACCUUGUCAUUUUUGGAUUCAUAUUGGUGACUUGGGCAAGUACUGAAACUCUGUCAACAAGCGCAUGCCUUUGUAAUUAUGGCCCAUGGAUAACAAUAAAUGGCAAUUUUAAUUAUGGCAGUUUCUGGA
Molecule: messenger RNA, 4420 nt
Organism: Hippocampus comes (tiger tail seahorse)
Lineage: Eukaryota; Metazoa; Chordata; Actinopteri; Syngnathiformes; Syngnathidae
Gene: mybpc1
Product: myosin binding protein C1
Exons: 33
Coding region: 211-3837 (1208 amino acids)
Molecular function (GO): protein binding
Source: RefSeq, a predicted model, not a curated record